AUGAACAUUGUUAUAGAUAUUGGUACAUCGGGGUUCAAAGGGAGUGUAUGUACCUUAACACAACAUUUCUAUUUCAAUCGACCCGUGGAUUAUGCUAAUGGUGGAGCUCAAGCUUUUUAUAUGGAAAAGGGAUGGCUUUAUGAUACCUUCAUCGAUGUGAGUGAUAAAAGGAAGUAUAACAAUCGUAUUUACGACAUUCACGAUAUUCUGCGUCUGUUGACUGAUAGCUCUGUGGUAAAUGAUCUGGUAGUGCGGAACCGUUGGUCCUUUGGGUGUGUACCGAAGGAAACAGGUGAUAUCGAAUUGACGGUGACAUACGGAGAAGAAAAACACAAGGAAUUGCUUUCUCAUCUGAUCGGAGACAUUCUAAAAUAUAUCGCGAAGAGAGUUAUUGCAGAGUUGCAUGGAGUGCUGAACGGGGUCAGUUUGAUUGUUCCAUGGGAUUACCAAGAGAGCCAAUUUAAAUUAUUGCGGAAUGCUUCCUCUGAGGCACAGAUGGGUAGAAUGCAGCUCAUCGAUGAGCGAAUUGCGACGAUUUUGCCUUUUCUCUAUUUCGGAGGAAUCAACCGUCAAGAUUGCUUGCUGUUUUUAUUUGAUUAUGGCAGUUCUGUGCUGUCCUUUUCGUUUAUUCGUUUGUGGCACGGCCACGUCAAGAUUCGAUCCAGCAGGCAGCUUCGCUCUUUCUCUGGACGCCGUCUGAAUCAGCUGAUCCUUAAGUACAUAUCUCUAAAGUAUCGUCGAACUGCCAAAUCGAGUCUUUUUCAAGAUGUGAAAGAUAUGGAUGCCCUCUUAGGAGAAUGCGAGUCUGCCAAGGAAAUGCUUUCCAAAAUGCCAAAUGUGGAUCUCUGUCUCACCAUUCUGGGAGCGAAGCUCGAUGUCUCUCUCCGAAGACAGGAGUUGGAAGCUCUUCUGCUUCUUCCUCUCCGUACAAUUCGAGAAGAGAUCAAAGAAUCGCUGAAGAAGAUCCAAUGGACCGCCGAGUCCAUCGAUCACAUCAUUGCUGUGGGAGGGAAUUCGAAGAUUCCCGCAGUGAUGAAGAUGCUCACCACGCUGUUUCCUUACGCAGAGAACAAGUACUGCCGUCAAAUCGCGAACCCAUCGACGUUGGGAGGCAGUCUGCUGCUGACGAACCAGACGAGCAGCUUCCGGGAGUAUCAUCUCUGCUAUCGCAUUCACUGUGAUGAUGGCAGCUACGCGCUUGUGGGGCAGAGUCCACAAAUGUUGACGAAGGAAAUCAUGCUUGUUCCCAUCGCUUCCUCUGCAAAGAAACCGUCUCCUACCAUCUUAAAGCUGAUCGUGGAAUGCUGCGAAGUGAAGAAUCUGACGCCUUCGAUCCCGAAUCCACCUUCCGAUUUGAGUUGUCAGCCUGGGUGGAGUUUCGUAUUUGGAUACACUUACAACCUGGACUUCAAGCAGUACUUCGGGUUCGAAGACUACUUAAAACGUUCUGUGGGCGAAGAGAAGACGAAUCCGUAUGCUGUGAAUUGUGACCUUCCCGCUUUAAAGCAGGAAUGUGUCCAGGUCAUUUGUCAAAUGAUGGAGGACGGACGAAUGGUUCUCUCAAUGAGUCAACUAUUCAGAGGUCGGCUCGUGCAGAACUCGACCGUUCGCUUUACGUUCUUUGAGGGAUGCGUCAUUGAAAACGAUAUUCCAAAUAACGAGGUGAUUCCGGAGCAUCAUUUAAUGGCGUUCCAUCUCCAAGAGCAGCAUCUCAGUCUUACGCCCACUUCUUCUGUGGUCUCUUCAUCGAUCCUCCCUGCUCUUCUUUCAGAUACCACACGCUCUCCGAUUCUCAUCGUUGAUCCAGAAGAGCGAAACCAUACUCUUCUCACAGAACCCAUCGUUAUUUCGUGUCCAAAUCGCCAUCUUCGCACACGAAACUUGCCACAACUCAUAAACGAAUACAGUCAAUUCAUUCUGAAACGAAACGUGUCACCGAUUAUCUCGAACACCAAUCUAAGCGAAAAGCAGAUCAUCAAAGCAAAACCCCUUCCAUUCUUUGAAGCAAAGCCAUAUGCUUCGACUGCAAACCAGCGUAUGUUCUUCGUAGGACCCGACGUGAGCAUGUCACCCAUCACAGCAUGCUGUUACAAAGGAAACUUCGAGAAUGGGCAUCGCCAAGGCCAGGGAACGGAAUUCAGCAUUUCGAACGAAACGGUGUAUAAGGGAUUGUGGAAGAAUGAUAAGUACAAUGGAGAAGGAACUCUGUGGAUGCCGGACGGCUGUCGCUUUGAAGGAACGUUUGUGGAUGGAAAGCUGAACGGUGAAGGGUACUUCUAUCGAGCGAAUAAGAGCAUGGGAUUUCAUGGACAGUUCGAAAAUGGCGAGAAGAAUGGAGAUGGAGUCGAGUAUGAGGAAGAUGGCAGCGAAUAUCACGGCACAUUCAAACAUGACAAGCGAAAUGGACACGGCAUUGUGAAGAAAGAGGACGAAACUCUUUUUGACGGCGAAUGGGUGGAUGGAAUGAAAGAAGGAAAGGGUAGAGAGAUUCAGAGACGCACGAUUUACGAGGGAAGCUUCAAGCAAGGCGAGCGGCAUGGAAAAGGCGUGCUUUCUCGCCAAGAUGGGCAACUCAUCUACGAUGGAGACUGGGUGAAUGGAAAGAAAAGUGGCGAAGGGUGCGAGAUUCUGAAAGGAGGAAUCAAAUAUGAGGGCAGUUUCCGCGAUGAUCGAUACGAAGGUCAUGGCAAGCAAUGGCAAGAAAAUGUGCUCGUGUUCGAAGGAUAUUUCCUCAACGGUCAUCGCGAGGGUCCUGGGAUUGUGUAUAGCCAGGAUGGCUCGAUCGCGACCAAGGGAAUGUUCCACAAAGACCGGCUGAACGGAGAAUGCACGAUCUACAACGGAUCUCGCUCUGUGUAUUAUACGGGAAUGGUCACGAACAACUUACCGAACGGGCAUGGCACGGAAUACACAGCGAGCGGCGACAUCUAUGAAGGCGAGUUCGUGAACGGAAAGUGGCAUGGGCAUGGACAGCUUCGGACCAGCGAUCUGCACCUCAAAUACGACGGAGAAUGGAAGUACGGACUGCGCCAUGGAGAGGGAAGAAAUAUCGACGAUCAGGGCAUGUAUGUGGGAGAAUAUGAGAAGGGGUUGAAGCAUGGAGAGGGCGAACUGGUCUUUUAUAAUCAAGAUCGCUAUGUGGGGGAGUUUAUGGACGAUCUGUUUAAUGGGAAUGGGAAAUUGAUCAGUUCGGAUGGAAGAGUGGUGUAUGACGGAGAAUGGCGAAAUGGAAUGCGCUGCGGGGAGGGGAAGAUUUAUUUUGAGAACGGAGAAUACUAUCAGGGCAGCUUUUGCGAUGAUAUGAUGUAUGGGAAGGGAGUGUGUUUCUAUUCAAACGGAUUGCCGAAGUAUGUAGGUGAAAUGCGGAACAAUCAGCGAAAUGGCGAAGGGAUCGAAUAUGACACGAAUGGAGAGAUCUUGGAACAAGGGUUCUAUGUGAAUGAUGAGUGCAUUAUCCCCAUUGAAUAG
Molecule: messenger RNA, 3468 nt
Organism: Blastocystis hominis
Lineage: Eukaryota; Bigyra; Opalinata; Blastocystidae
Exons: 1
Coding region: 1-3468 (1155 amino acids)
Molecular function (GO): ATP-dependent protein folding chaperone; ATP binding
Source: RefSeq, a predicted model, not a curated record